Molecule: messenger RNA, 4640 nt
Organism: Myripristis murdjan (pinecone soldierfish)
Lineage: Eukaryota; Metazoa; Chordata; Actinopteri; Holocentriformes; Holocentridae
Product: NACHT, LRR and PYD domains-containing protein 12-like
Exons: 10
Coding region: 355-2862 (835 amino acids)
Molecular function (GO): protein binding
Source: RefSeq, a predicted model, not a curated record
GUCCGCACACACACACCAUUUGUGUGCACAAUUUUCUGCUCAGCUUUCUCUCUAUUUUUCCCCCCUAUAUCCAAAUCUGCCCUGAAACAUGGACGGCGAAUGGAGGAGGUCACAAAACGCUGCAGAUCGUGCAGAAAAAAUGGGCGCCCAACAGUCCGGAAAUAGUAAAAAUAAUAAACAAAACAGUAAAAACAAAGCAUUUUAAGGAAGAAAAAAAAAAAAAAGAAAAAAAAAAACACGAAAAAGAAAGGGGCUGCAUGCAAAAGAGAAGAGGACGCAGUGCAGUCAGCUCCAGUCUCACUGUUGCCGUGCAAAACAAGUGUGUGUGGUGACAGAGAAGAGCAGGUUGCUGCCAUGUACAAACACGCUAAAGCAGGGUCAGCAGUGCCCAGCUGUCUGUCCAUGAAGAGUGAUUUCUCAAUUGACGCCCCUCCAGAUUUAAAAAGUGAACCAAAAACAUCAAGUGACAAGAAUGCUAAGGAGUUUCCAGUAACAAGUCUUGAGAGUCAUUUCUCAAUUGAUGCCCAUCCAGAUUUCGGCAAUGAACCAAAAACAUCAAGGGACGAGAAUGACAAGUUUCCAGCAACAAGUCUUGAGAGUCGUUUCUCAAUUGAUGCCCAUCCAGAUUUCAGCAGUGAACCAAAAACGUCAAGAUGGAGAAAUAGAUCCUCAAAAAGGAGACAACAGCAAGGGGAACAGAGUCAAAUCCCCCUUAAACACGUGGAAGCUUUAGAAGAAGAACUUAAGAAGACAAAUAGAACAAGAUUUGAGUUCGUGCUGGAAGGCAUCAGUGAAGCAGGAACCGGAACGCUUCUCAACAGGAUCUACACAGAGCUCUACAUCACCAGCGGACCGACUGAAGGGGUUAAUACCAAACAUGAGGUGCAGCAGCUUGGGAAGAUUCACAAGGUGGACACCCUCCAAGAAACAGCAAUCAAGUGCAGAAAUAUCUUUGAUACCUUUCCUGGUACAAAAAGACCAGUCAGAACAGUUUUGACGAUGGGCAUCCCUGGCAUCGGAAAAACAUUUUUGGUGCAGAAGUUCAUUCUGGACUGGGCGGAAGGCUUGGCAAACCAAGACGUGAAUCUCAUGGUCCUUCUCUCAUUCAUGGAGCUGAACCUGAUCAAAGAUGGGCAGUACAGUUUUCUUGACCUGAUCAAGCUUUUCCACCCAGUUUUAAAGAUGGUCACAGCAGAGAAGCUUGCUGCGUGUAAAGCUGUUUUCAUCUUAGAUGGAUUAGAUGAAAGCAGACUUUCUCUGGACUUCAAGAACAAUGCUGUUGUGUCAGAUGUCACACAAACAGCCUCAGUAGAUUCGCUGCUGACAAACCUGAUCAAGGGGAACCUGCUUCCCUCAGCUCUCCUGUGGAUAACCUCCACACCUGCAGCAGCCAAUCAGAUCCCUCCUACAUGUGUCGACAGGGUAACAGAAGUGCGAGGGUUCACUGACCUCCAGAAGGAGGAGUACUUCAGGAGGAGAUCCAGUGAUGAGGAGCUGUCCAGCAGAAUCAUCUCACACAUCAAGGCGUCCAGGAGCCUCCACAUCAUGUGCCACAUCCCAGUCUUCUGUUGGAUCACUGCUACAGUUCUGGAGGACAUGUUCAGCAGGAACAAGACAGAAGAGUUUUCCAUGAGCCUGACAGAGAUGUACGCUCGAUUCCUUAUGAUUCAGAUGGAAAGGAAGAAGAGGAAGUACAACCAGAGUGAACCGGGGCUUGCGGAACAUGACAGGGAAGUUCUUCUGAAAUUCGGCAAGUUGGCAUUUGAGCAACUGUUGAGAGGAAACUUUGUGUUCUACCAAGAAGACCUGGAGGAGUGUGGUCUUGAUGUGAGAGAAGCCUCGGUGUACUCAGGAGUGUGCACAGAGAUCUUCAGAUCAGAGUGUGUGCUCUUCAAGAGAACGGUCUACUGCUUUGUCCAUCCAAGCAUCCAGGAGUUUCUUGCUGCCGUCUAUGCUUCUUGCUGUUGCACGAGCACAAACAUGGUGUCCUUGAAGCCGUUCUCCACAGACGACUGCAGACACACAUCCCUCAAUGAUUAUCUCGACACAACCAUGAAUGAGGCCAUCAGCAGUAAGAACGGCCACCUGGACCUGUUUGUCCGGUUCCUUUGCGGCCUCUCGCUUGAGUCCACACAGAAACUCAUGCAACACCUGCUGGGUCCAAUUGAGAGCAGCCCAGAGAGCACCAGGACGGCCAUCAGGAACCUCAAGAAGAAGUGCACCGGUAGCCUCCCACCUGACAGAUGCAUCAAUAUUUUCCACUGUCUGAUGGAGAUGAAAGAUCGCUCACUGCAUCAAGAGAUCAUGGAUUACCUGAGGUCACAGGACAGAUCGCAGAGGAAGCUGUCAGAUAUCCAUUGCUCAACUCUGGCCUUCAUGCUGCAGGCUUCAGAGGAGGUUCUGGAUGUGUUUGACCUGGAGGCGUGCAACGUGUCCCGGGACGGUCGCCUCAGACUACUGCCAGCUGUGAGGAACUGCAGAAAGGCUCGGCUUGCUGACUGUGGGCUCACAGAGACAAAUUGUAAAGUCCUGGCUUCAGCUCUGAGCUCCAGCCCGUCCCAUCUGACUGAGCUGGACCUGAGCAACAACCGGCUGCAGGAUUCAGGCGUGGAGCUGCUGUGUGUCGGGCUGCAGAGUCCAAACUGCAGGCUGGAGACUCUCAGGCUGUCAGGCUGUAUGAUCUCUGAUGACGGCUGUGCCUCUCUGGCCUCGGCUCUCAGGUCCAACCCGUCCCACCUGAUGGAGCUGGACCUGAGCAACAACCAUGUGGGAGCGUCAGGAGAGAGGCUGCUGUUUGCCGCCAUGCAGGAGCCGGGCUGCCGGCUGCACUGCCUCAGGUUGGAUCCUGAGCUUGAACGCUGAAUCAAACCCAACAUCCCAGCUAGAUAUGUUUGCUAUCUCUCACUGCAUCCUGCUCCCCACUGACAUGGCCCUCUGUCUGAGGCUGGACGGCAGGAAAGGGGCGUGGCCUCCUCAUGUUGCGUUGACGAGGCCACGCGGAGCGAGCUGGUCCACGAAGCGGCGACAUGGAGAGGAACUAACCAAGGAGCAAGACGGUUGCUGUUCCUGCGUCCGGCUCAAGCGAAGGAAGCCCGACUGUCCCGCCGGCUCUCAGACCCUCUGCAGCAUCUCCUCCCAGCAUGCACCACCUCAUCUGCACCUUAUGCUCACCUUCACUGAGCCUCCCCCGCCCCCCAGGUUUAGGCGGUGGGUCCUGUGGUUCUCGCCCAAGAACUCAGAAAAAUGCCAGAUUUCCAGCUGCUGAAGCCACAGAGGAGCAAGAGUCCUCUGACGUGUCGGAGCUGCAGGCACGGAGGCCGACGCUUUGUACAGCGGCGCUCUUCAACGGGACGUUCACGGUUCGCUGCACGUAACUUUCAGGCCCCAGGACGUUUCUGGUCUCCGUCUCAAAGUGCGGUGGUUCUCUGUGUCUGCAGCUCCCAAAGUCACAAAGCCUCAUUUCAAAAAGCUGAAGCAGGAUGAGGCCAAGGAGCCUCAUCGACCCCGACUCUCCAGACUCUCUUUGUGAGUGUGUGUGUGUGUGUGUGUGUGUAGGUGGCAGAUUAUCCACAGUUAUCCUGCUCCAUAUGAAUUAGUAACCCAAUAUUAACAAAAAUAUGUAAAUAUGUAACUAUAUGUUAAAUAUUACAAAUGAAAUCGCCUACAUUUAUUAAAAAAUAUUCAAGCCCGUGUUUGGAAGUUUAAAACACCAAAAACUGGUUUGAAACGCUUACAAACUCAACUUUUAAAUAUUGAUAUUAAUCUGCAUUUUACCCGAGAAAGUUACGUCACAGACAGCACACAAAAUACUUUUUUUAUAUAAACACAAAAAAAUUAAAAAAAAAAAGCUUUUUUUAAAAAAAGUGCAUUAGUAGUCAGUACAACACUGAUUAUGUAAGAGAAUAAUAAUUGUAUGAUGCAUGAUUCUGCUCAGAUGUAGUUGAACAGAUUGCUUAUCAUUAGUGUUUUGAUUGUAGUUGGACAAUUUAGUUCUAUGGCUGUUAUGACUUUUUUUACUCUUAUCAACAUACUGAGAGAAGUUUUCUUCAUAUACCUUUUUCCUGUUUUUGUCACACUGCCUGUUUAAUGAACUGUAUGAACAGCAAGAUUUUGUUACGUGAUAUAGGUAUGACCAAAAAAAAAGAAAAAAAAUGGAUGGUGGAAGAUGGAAAAUUGUGUGUAGAGUAGGUUAGGAUUAGAUUAGAUUAGAUUAGACAGCGUGUGUAAAGUGUCCAGACAGGAUUAAGUUAGGAUGAGUGUGAUUAGACCAGCGGUUAAGCUAAUUUUUUUUUUGUUGUAUUCACUAUGUUUCUGAGUCUUUUCUGUUUUAACCUUUUAGCAGCAAAUUCAUCUGAUGUGCAGAAAAAGGGGUGAUUUCUAUGAAAUGACCUGAAAAUGAGCAGGAAAUUAUGAAAAGUACAAGAAAAUGAUAACAAUUAUGUGUUUUCCUGAAAACACAUAAUUAUAUAGUUUUCUUUUAAAUUUUUUAAAUUAAAAACAAAAAAUGUAAAAAAAAAAAAAAAAAAAAAGAUAAAUCGCAAGAGAAUUACUAUACAAAUACCUCAAAUUCUUCCAAAAAUUGCCACACUAAAUGAAUAAAAUACAAAUACAAGAAAAUCACCUCCCUCCAAAAAAAAAAA